Aureobasidium subglaciale EXF-2481 is the source of this 1380-nucleotide messenger RNA. RefSeq names its product glycoside hydrolase family 43 protein. Bases 1 to 1380 code for a protein of 459 amino acids. Gene Ontology annotation, biological process: carbohydrate metabolic process. The record is from RefSeq and is a predicted model, not a curated record. Lineage: Eukaryota; Fungi; Ascomycota; Dothideomycetes; Dothideales; Saccotheciaceae. The transcript has 2 exons. Gene Ontology annotation, molecular function: hydrolase activity, hydrolyzing O-glycosyl compounds.
AUGGCAACUGAGGGUUCCCUCAUUUCGCCCUCUUUCGCAGAAUUUCGGAAACGCUCUUUACCUUCCCAUAUCAUUGAGUCUCAGAAGAAAGAAGCGUUAGCGAUGGUGUCGGAAAAGGAGUCCGAGGACGAACAACCACGACAAGUACAACCAUCUCUUAUCAAGCGAUAUUUUUACAAGAAGGCAUCGAUAUCUGGAACAGGCGAUAGUGGAAGUGAUGAAGAGACAAUCCUUCGUUUCUCAUUCUUGUCUCGAGGGUUCAUCACGUUGGCUGUACUUCUCUGCAUGAUUAUAGUGGCUACGCUAUGCGCUGUUUUGGCUACGAUAUAUGUACGACAUCACGACAAGGAAGAAGCACUGCGGCGGUCACCUGUUCACGAGGCAGUAUUCGCCAACUUCGCCGAUCCGGCGGUGAUUGAACAUGAGGGUCUGUUCUACGCGUUCGCCACAACAAAUGCGGCAGGUAUUCUUGCACAGCCACAUAACACGACGGUCGUCGAUUACGGUAGGAGCAACGUACAGAUAGCAACAAGUCCGGACUUCAAGAACUGGACUCAGCUAGAUUACAAGCACGAUCCCCUUCCAAGUAUGGGUAAUUGGGUCAAGAGUGGCCUGACCGAGAAGCAAGUCCCCAAAGCCAACGUCUGGGCCCCUGCUGUUAUCAGAAGAGCCACAGAUAACAAAUUCAUCUUGUACUAUUCUGCUGCGGCAGAGAAUGCGACGCGAUCGCACUGUAUCGGCGCUGCGAUUUCGGAGACGUCGUCACCAGCCGGACCUUAUUCUCCACUGAACACAACCAUUGCGUGUCCUAUCUCGAAAGGCGGUGCUAUCGACCCUUCGCCAUUUAUCGACACAGAUGGCUCGUUCUACGUCGUCUACAAGGUGGACGGCAACAACGUGGGAAACGGCGGUAUCUGUGGGAACAGUGUCCCUCCUUUGGCUUCGACACCUAUCAAACUGCAGAGGAUGAACGCAGAUGGAGUCACACCAGAAGGUCUGGAUGUCACGAUCCUCGAUCGUAUCGAGCAAGAUGGACCCCUCGUGGAGGCACCAGUCCUCGUCAAAAGUGCAGAGGGCAUAUAUUUCCUCUUCUUCUCGUCCGGAUGUACAAGAGAUCCUUCGUACGACGUCAAAUAUGCUUGGUCCAAGAAUAUUGAAGGUCCUUAUCGGCGUGCAAGCAAACCUUUGCUGAAGACAGACGACUUCGACUUAAACGCACCUGGAUCAAUUGGUCUUACAGAUUUGGGAGAUGGAACUUUUGGUAUGGUCUUUCAUGCUCGAGUCGAAACAUUGUAUGGAAGAGUCAGAGCGAUGUACACUUCGAUCAUCCGGUUCCACGGGACGAAAGUUGUGAUAGAUCGGAAGAAUGUUGUUAGUUGA